UCAUGAUAAAUACUAUAUUAAAAUAAAAUUUAAAAUAAUAAUAUUAAUUAAACUAAUGAUUUAUCCUAAAAUCAUGGAAAAUAUGACAACUAAGCAAAUUCACCUCUCAAAUAAUAGUAUAGAUACACAAUAUAAACGCCUUAAGAUCCAGCAAUUACGCAAUAAGGUAAAGAGUAACUCUUCACUGAUUUUUUGAGAAUUUUUACAAUUAGAUAUUUUUGAUCUGAAUUUUUUUUGGAGAAAAUAACCUGUUAAUGCUUUUACAAAUUAUAAAAGUUAUUAUAUCGAUAAUUUCAUCGCAGAUAUUUUAUUGUUAUUUAAAUGUAUGAUUUCAUUUGUGUAAUGUUAAAGUUCCUAUAAACUUAUUUUAUUAAUUUUUUGUAAAUAAUAAUAAUAAAAUUUUGGGAUUUAUACUCAAUCGAAAUUGCGGAAGUUCCCUUGGUCCAGUGGUUUGACUAAGGGUUUAUUAAUGCUUCUACACCAGGAGGUUUGAGUUUCGAUUCCUGGAGAAGGCCAAAUUAUGCGAAUAAAUGGAGAAAAGGCUUACAAGAGAUCUGCAGCAUGGCGCAAGGAGUACCUUCAAGCGUGGAUCCGAUAAAGCGGCUCAGGUGAUGCAGUUAGACGUGAAUCCUAAUAAGGCAGGUAGAAUUGUCGACUGUAGAAUCGUCUGUAAUAUUUCUCAUAGUUUGUGAUAGCAUAAUUAUCCAGCGUUAAAAAAAAAUAAACUCAAUCGAAAUAGAAGAUCUGAACCGGAACCGAACCGAGAUAUUUAAAACUGAAAUCAGACCAAAACCCUCAAAUAUCUGAAUGGUUCAUAUAUUUCUAUAUAUGAAAUAACCAAACCGAACAGAAAACCAAAUGGAUACCCAAAAUAUAUAAAAAUAUUAAUUAUAUAUACAUAUAACAUAACUAAAUAUAUAUUUAUAUUUAAAAAUCUAUUAAAAGUAUCUGAAAAUAUUUGAAAAAACUAAAUGAUUGUAAAGUUCCAAACUAUUCGAAAGCAUCCGAAUAUUUUUAUCCAAUUAUCUAAAAUAAUUCAAAAUAUCUGAAAUUUUUAUUUAAUUAUUUGAUAUUUUACCCAAAAUAUCUAAUAUUUAAUCCGAACUACCCGAAGUAACUGAACCGGAACCAUAACCAAAUGUGAACUGUAACAAAAUGAGAACCAAAUUUUUUUCGAUAUUUUAUGAUUCCUAGGUGGCUAGGUUUACUAUCUGAACCGAAAUAAGCCCGUAAAUAUUCGAACCGAAAAAUAGGUAAUAUAGUAAAUGGAUCUUUAAUUCUUUAUCCGAACUACUCCAUAUCCGAAAUUGCCUAAAUGCCUAGAUUUUUUUUAAAAAAAUAUUAAUAAACUCUUGAUGGGAGUUCCAUUCUUAAAAAAAAAUGGUAAGAGUACCAUUAACGCUGAGGGUUUGUUAAUUUUUUUUUCUUUUUUUGUUUGAAAAAAAAGAAAAGAAAUUAUAAACCAAUCAAUCACGGACCGCCACGUAUCGGUGAGAUCCGUAAACAAUGCAAAACCCCCCCCCCCCCCCCCCCCCCCCCCCCACAAAGAUCGAUCUUUAGUUUGAUAUGUUUUGUGAUCGGUUUUUGCAAAAUUAACGGGCUCCACCAUUAACAAAUCCUCUUAAAGUGUCCCGUUAAUUAUGCUCUAAGAGUGCCAUAAUUUGAUUCUCGAUGUGAUAACUUGUCUACUGCAGUUUUGCAGCGACCAAGACUCCAGAAGACAUAAAGGUUGACCGAAAAAAAGACUCGAGAAGACUCUGGGGCAGGCUAUCGAGUACUUUUAAGUUUUAACAUAUUAAAUGGGCCGUAAUCGUGGCCCACUUUACACCAUUCGAUCAGUGAUCCAUCUCCAGUUAAAUACUCCCAAACCCUCGUACCUAAUCAUCUCAAAAUCUUGCGACCAGAGGUUUCUUGAAAGGGUUUAGUGAUCGCAGAAGAAUGGCCUUCAUCUUUCCACGCUCGACCACCAAACAAAGACAAGAAGCUGUUUAUUAAAUUUCUUGUUUCUGGAGAUGAGUUCCUCUGAAACAUCUCACCUAGCCACCGCCAAAACAGCUCUCACGGCGGUCGCAUCGGUGGCAGCAGCCGCAAUGCUAGCUCGAACAGUGAUCCAAGACUACAUGCCAGCCGAGGUGCAUGACUUCAUCUCUUGUGGUAUCCGCAAAUGCUUCAGCCACUUCGGUUUUCAAAUGACAGUUGUGAUUGAAGAGUUUGGAGGCUUUGAAAACAACCAAAUGUUUGAAGCCGCAGAGGCUUACCUAGCCUCCAAGAUAUCUCCAUCCACUAGAAGAAUCAAAGUCAACAAACUUGAGAAACAGAGAAACUUCAGCGUGACGGUCGAACGCGACGAGGAAGUUGUGGAUACUUUCGACGGCGUGAAGCUGAGCUGGGUCCUCGUGUGCCUUCCCGUGAAGAAGAAGGAUUUUCGUAACCCUCGAGACCUGAACUCUACUUUGAAGUCAGAGGUGCGUUCUUACGAGCUCAGGUUCAACAAGAAGUUCAAGAAGAUGGUUCUUGAAUCUUACUUACCGUUUGUGGUGGAACAAGCUGCUCUGAUGAAGCAAAAGACUAAAACGCUUAAGAUCUUUACACUUGGUUCGUAUUCCGAGUGGACCUCUGUGACUCUCGACCAUCCUUCCACGUUUCAGACACUUGCCAUGGAUCCGGAAGAAAAGAAGAACGUGGUAGAGGAUCUUGAUUGUUUUGUGCAGCGUAAAAGCUUUUACGGGAGAGUAGGGAAAGCUUGGAAGAGAGGGUACUUGUUGUAUGGUCCACCCGGUACAGGAAAGUCAAGCUUGAUCGCAGCCAUAGCUAAUCAUCUUAACUUUGAUAUCUAUGACUUGGACUUGGCAUCGGUUAAGAGUAAUGCUGAGCUGCGUAUGUUACUGAUGUCUACUGCAAACCGUUCGGUUUUGGUUGUAGAAGAUAUUGAUUGUUCCAUCGAGUUUAAGGACCGGAGUGCUGAUGAGCAUAGUGAUCUUCUGGAUAAACCGGUCACACUGUCUGGUCUAUUGAAUUUUGUUGACGGACUAUGGUCAAGUUGUGGUAACGAGCGGAUCAUAGUGUUCACGACUAACUACAGAGAAAGAUUGGAUCCGGCAUUGUUGAGGCCAGGACGUAUGGACGUGCACAUUCACAUGUCUUAUUGCACACCAGCUGGUUUUAAGGUUUUGGCUUCAAACUAUCUUGAGGUUGAAGAUCAUGUACUUUUCGAGGAGAUUGAGGAACUUAUCCGGGAAAUAAAAGUUACACCAGCAGAGAUAGCUGAACAGUUGAUGAGGAAUGACUCUGUGGAUCAAAUACUCCAUGGAUUGAUCGUGUUCUUAAGAGCAAAGAAAUUUGAAAAUGAUGAAAGGUAGGCCAAAAGAUAAUAGUUACAUAGCUUAGAAGAAAACUCUCUCUUCAUCUCAGAGAUAUGUCAAUUAUCAUUUUAUUUUUCACUUAUUUAAAAAUGAUGAAUAAUCGUCCUAUUCUUUGUUGUUUUGUUGAAUACUAUCAGGCUACCUAUUGAUAGAAUGUUACUAAAAAUCCUUUUCGUUUUCA
This is a messenger RNA of Brassica rapa (field mustard), 3543 nucleotides long. Its product is annotated as AAA-ATPase At3g50940. Gene Ontology annotation, molecular function: ATP hydrolysis activity; ATP binding. NCBI's taxonomy places the organism in Eukaryota, Viridiplantae, Streptophyta, Magnoliopsida, Brassicales, Brassicaceae. The record is from RefSeq and is a predicted model, not a curated record.